AUGCUGACCAACGACUUCUUAGUUGACGAGGAAUUCCCACCUCUCGGUACGACACCAAAGGACAAACGCUCGGUUGACAGCUUUGGUUCCCUGAUGAGAUCACAGCUUAUGAGUGACUCUCAACCACUGGGACGUUCUGGGACCCCGAGUCUCCCACCAGGCCUGCCUCUUCCCCAAGGCCACUCCAUUUCUGCCCUGUUCCAGGAUCAGUUCAAGUCUUCAAGCCCGGUAUCAUCCGUUUCUGGUCCACCACCCGGGCUGGAGGUGCCUUCUCCUUCAUUAGCAGCCGCAUCCCGGAGCUCCGAGGAUGAUGCGACGGGCCUCGCGGCGAAACCAACCACGGAUAACAGGCAGCUGCCUAACAGGGCCACGAGUGCUGCCGACGUUUCGUUGGGUUCCCCUGUAGCGAAGUCUGCCACUAGAGUCCGUUCCCAGCCAAAAGAGGAAUCAAUGCCUGCUGCUGAAAAAAGGGGCAAUCAGCCAAAACCCGCGGGGUCCAGCGAAGGCAAAGUAUCUUCUGCUAAGGUCAAGCCGAUGAAGCUGGAUCUGAGCUUCAAUACUCCUCUGGCCCCUGAGCCUGUCCAAAAGGCUGAACCUCCUCCAUACCAGCUCUCAGCUGCCCCUGCCACCGCUGUUAAUUCUCGACCCAAUACGCCACUAACUGGCGCCUCGCGGGUUUCGGAUUCACCGGCGCCUCGUCAGCCUCGUGUACUUCGCGUAGUCGACACACCAAAGGCAGAGACUCCGCCUCCGAUGUCUGCCACUCAGUCAGUCGCAUCUUUCUCAUUAACAAGCAAGGUCCGCUCAAGACGGCCAAGUGCUUCUUCUCAGAGCCGCUCCGAUACCCCUGGUGAUAUUGGGUCCGAGGCGGAUCUUUAUACUUCUACUUCAGCUUCGCGCGCGAACUCCCCUCCCGCAUCAUCGAGGAUAGGUUCUGCGCCAGUGAGGUCUAUCACCAAAAGCCAGCUCAAAAAAGAGCGGAAACAGAAGGCCAAGGAAGCAGAGGCCAAAAAGCAGGAGACAGCGCCGGUGACGGAGGAGCCGGUCAUCGCUCCAAUUGUUGGUAGAAAGCGAAAGACCAAGAAGGCCCCUGCCGAGUCGUCUAAUCCUCCUCCGGAGAACGCUGCUUCUACCACCAAGCCUACUGUUGCAGUUACCAAUGAACCCACUGAGAAGGUCGAGCCAGCUAAGAAGUCCAAAGCGCCUGAAACCGUCUCAGAGUCAAAGCCCCCACCAUCCGAAGCGAAAGCGCCAGUUGAGGAGAAAAAAAGCGAAGAGUGGCGGUCCAAAAAUACUGUCGAACAGUUGUUAAAGGAUGCGGAAGCCACCGGCGUUCCUCUCAAAGAACUCUUCGCCGAGCGCACUUCCCCUCUACAAGUGUUGCUUUCGCAGCUUCAUAAAUCGGGCGCUCUGGAUCUCAACAAUCAUCCUUUGUUCAACCCGUCCAACCUUAAUCAGCGCUUUGACAUGAAAUGCACUUCGGACGAUUAUGAAGACCUCAAGCAGCCGAUUGAGCUGACCGAGCAGCACCGUAAAGCACUACUGCGCGGAGAGCCAGUGCGGCUGGGCUCGGAUUCUCCCUCGCUGAAACAUAGAUGCCUUAUCAGCCCCCGCGGUUGCGUCCUCCACCAUUUAUCUCCCGAAGAGGAAGACCGCUACCUCGCCCUAGAGAAGAGCAUCUCCUGGACCAUCGACUCCUUCCAAGAAUACCCCGCCAUCCCCGUCACCGAACCGGAUGCCACAAACCGCGGCGGCGGUCUGGACGCCCUUUUCGCCACGCCUGAGAACUUCAACCUCUGCUGGGUUGACGAAACUUCCACUGGAGGCAUUUCCGCACAAUCUCCCAUCUCCGUUCACUCCACCACUGAAGGAGGCACCCUAACGUCAAUCCCUCCCAACGUUCUCUCCGCCAUGGAAGCAGACAGCACACGCAACCACAACUGGGCAAUUUCCAACGCCGCCGAGCUCAUGAAUGCAACAGCGACGUCGGUCCGCUCGUUUGCUGCCGCCACUGCAAAACACAUGCUUGGUGCUGCUGGCGUGGUUAUUGGGAAUAUUCCUGACCUUGACGAUGUUGUCGGUAUGACAGAUGAGGAGCUGCGUUCGUUCGCGGUUAAGAGCCAGAAAGAACUUGAGGCGUCGAGGAAGGAGCUCGAUGCAAUUGACAAGAAGCUCGGAGCGUUGGUGAAAAGGAACAGGAAGCUCGCGCAGCAGGCUUUAGCUACUUAG
Molecule: messenger RNA, 2229 nt
Organism: Aspergillus nidulans FGSC A4
Lineage: Eukaryota; Fungi; Ascomycota; Eurotiomycetes; Eurotiales; Aspergillaceae
Exons: 1
Coding region: 1-2229 (742 amino acids)
Source: RefSeq, a predicted model, not a curated record